Messenger RNA from Anarrhichthys ocellatus (wolf-eel), 1894 nucleotides. It is a transcript of the gene mdh1b, whose product is annotated as malate dehydrogenase 1B, NAD (soluble). The record is from RefSeq and is a predicted model, not a curated record. Bases 40 to 1458 code for a protein of 472 amino acids. Gene Ontology annotation, biological process: malate metabolic process. The transcript has 10 exons. NCBI's taxonomy places the organism in Eukaryota, Metazoa, Chordata, Actinopteri, Perciformes, Anarhichadidae. Gene Ontology annotation, molecular function: malate dehydrogenase activity; oxidoreductase activity, acting on the CH-OH group of donors, NAD or NADP as acceptor.
ACCCGCGGUGUCCCAGCAACCGACGCCACCCUGAUAGAUAUGGCGAAAUUUGUGCUUGCUGGUAAAAGUGACUGUCCGCAUUACGCCAAAGCGGAACUAUUAGCAGACAGUCUGCAGAGAUCUCUUCCAAACUUCAGGAUCCACAAGAUCUCCAUUCUCCCACAUGAGUGGCAGGAAUGGCUGGAGGCCACCUGCAAAAGAAAUGGAUGGAAACACGAGAAGUCCCCUCUGGUCUGGAGGGAACUGGUGGACCAAGGGGGGAAAGGGAUGCUCUUAGGAGGCUUCAGUGACUUCCUAGAGCAUUGCCAGGACUACUACAGCGUCACAUCAGACAUGUCGACGGAUGUAAUGCUGACUGUUGCAGCAGAGAAUCUGGAAACCAAGAUGAAUCUUGUUGUAGAGGAGCAGCAUCGUGUCAGUCUCAUCAAACCCCUUCACAUAUGGAUCAGUAGUGCUCUCAACCCAACCAGCCACUUCCUGAUCCCCAAUCUGCUCUCUGCUGAGGUGUUCCCCCAUGUUUCCACAAUCAGCCUCCACCUACUGGACCUGGAGGGGACCGAGGAGGGAUUGCAGGGGCUGAGGAUGGAGACGGAGGACCUGGCACUCAGUCUGCUCCAUCAAGUGACUAUUCACACAGAUCUGGAACAGGCCUUCCAGGACGCGGAUGUCAUUCUACUGCUGGAUGAGGGGUGGUCUGAUGACAGCGAUGAGGAGGAAAAGAGGAAGGGACUCUCAGACAGGUACAGAGAGUACGGACGACUGAUGGACACAAGGGCCAACAAGGAGGUGACGGUCAUUGUGUGUGCCGACUCGUUCGCCAACCUGAGAUGCUCACUUCUUCUGGACAAUGCACGCUCCAUUGACAGCAGCCAAUUUGUCACCAUGUCAACUCAGCUGGAGAAUGAAGCCAAGGCCAUCAUUGCCAAGAAGCUGAAAGUGAGGACGUCGGAUGUUACAAAUGUCAUCAUGUGGGGAAACAUCAGUGGUCGUUUCUACAUCGACCUGCAGUGGGCGAAGGUUUUCAACUAUGACGGGGCAAUCAGAGGACCAGCUUUCUUCUCCCAACCAGCUCAAACGAUUCUCCAUGACAGGAAAUGGCUGGAGACAGACUUUCAAGACUUGGUGCGUUGUCGGCGUGCAGCUGUGGCUUCAAAGUCCUGCCGAGCAGCUGCCAUGUCAGCUGCCAACGGGAUCCUCGCUGUCCUAAAAGCCUGGAAUGGCAUUUGUAGUCCAGAUGAGGUCUUCUCUAUGGGUGUGCUCUGCCCAGGCGACUACAAUCUCCCAGAUGGCGUCGUCCUCUCACUCCCAGUAACGUUCACGGACGGUAAAUGGUCCGUGCGGUUUGACGUGACUGUUGGAGACGAGUUGAAGGAGCGACUUCAGCUCUCUGCGAGUGAACUAAAGCAGGAAAAAGAACUCAGAUCAGACAUUUUGCAGGAUUGUUAUAAAGAAGACUAAAUCAUUUGCAUAUUGACAGACUAAAAGCAUGGUUUACAUGAUCAAAGGAAAUAAUCCAGAUACAUCUCAAGUUUGUUUCAGUUUGUUCUUUUAUUCUCUUACUUUCACAUGUGGUGUCACUUUUAUUUGACCAGUUUAAUGACAAUAAAUCUUCUCCGCUUCGUGAAACUCGUCCAUAGCUGUUAUGUUUUUAGAUGUAAAAGAUCAAACUGAGUACUUUAUGGAAAAAGGAGAAAUUAGAAAAUAUAUUGCUUUUUUUAUUUUUUUUUAUAAAUUGUACAGUUCAGUAAGUGUAUUUGUUAUAGUUCCAUAAGCGAUACUUAAAGCAUAAAACACACUACCAUACACAAACUAGUCUGUUAAUAUCCUCUACAUCUGGUGUUAUCACUUGCCACCUACUUCCAUUUACAGUCCUGAAAAUAAAGACAUAAACUCA